GUUAGCUGCUAGCAUCGUUAGCGUUGGUCAGUCCGUUCUUUAAACGACACAGCCGGUCUGCUAGUACACGCCGAGAAUAGGACCUGAGACAGGGCACCAGAUCUCUGGUCUGUCGGCUGUUUGAAAUACCUGCAAUGGCAGAUAAGGAAGUUGGUGCAUUUGAUGAUGCGGUGGAGGAGAGGGUGAUAAAUGAGGAGUACAAGAUCUGGAAGAAAAACACUCCUUUCCUUUAUGACUUGGUUAUGACCCACGCCUUAGAGUGGCCCAGCCUCACUGCUCAGUGGCUGCCUGAUGUCUCCAGGCCAGAGGGGAAGGAUUACAGUGUGCACCGGCUGGUUUUGGGCACUCACACAUCUGAUGAGCAGAAUCACCUGGUCAUUGCCAGUGUCCAGCUGCCCAAUGAUGAUGCCCAGCUUGACGCCUCACAUUAUGACAGCGAAAAAGGAGAGUUUGGAGGCUUUGGCUCUGUGACAGGAAAGAUUGAGAUAGAAAUCAAGAUUAACCAUGAAGGAGAGGUGAACCGUGCCCGGUAUAUGCCUCAGAACCCCUGCAUCAUUGCCACCAAGACCCCCACCUCAGAUGUGCUGGUGUUUGACUACACCAAGCACCCCUCAAAGCCAGAUCCGUCUGGAGAGUGUCACCCUGAUCUGCGUCUCAGAGGACAUCAGAAAGAAGGUUAUGGUCUCUCCUGGAAUCCGAAUCAGUCUGGCUCCCUGCUUAGUGCUUCAGAUGACCAUACAAUCUGCCUGUGGGACAUCAGUGCAGUGCCAAAGGAGGGGAAGAUAGUAGAUGCGAAGACGAUCUUCACCGGUCACACUGCUGUGGUGGAAGAUGUCUCCUGGCAUUUGCUCCACGAGUCACUCUUUGGAUCUGUGGCAGAUGACCAGAAUCUCAUGAUUUGGGACACUCGUUCAAACAACACUUCCAAACCCAGCCAUGCAGUAGACGCCCACACAGCCGAGGUCAACUGUCUGUCAUUUAAUCCUUACAGCGAGUUCAUCCUUGCCACUGGCUCAGCAGACAAGACUGUGGCUCUUUGGGACUUGAGGAACUUGAAAUUGAAGCUGCAUUCCUUCGAGUCACACAAGGAUGAGAUCUUCCAGGUUCAGUGGUCACCUCAUAAUGAGACCAUACUGGCAUCCAGUGGAACAGACCGUCGCCUCAAUGUUUGGGACCUCAGUAAAAUCGGAGAAGAGCAGUCUCCAGAAGAUACAGAGGAUGGCCCGCCUGAGCUUCUGUUCAUCCACGGAGGCCACACAGCCAAGAUCUCUGAUUUCUCUUGGAACCCCAACGAGCCCUGGGUCAUCUGCUCGGUGUCUGAAGACAACAUCAUGCAAGUCUGGCAAAUGGCUGAGAACAUCUACAAUGAUGAAGAUCCUGAGGGUUCGACAGACCCUGAGGCCACAGUGUAACACGUCUGCCUGCUCUGUGUGUGUUAAUCUACAACCUCAUCAAAAACUGCAAAAGAGCCACCUCAGUAGUUUUAUGCAGCUACUUCUGUCCAUCCUGCUCUACUUUAUUGGUGGGACACUGUACGCCACAAAUCACCGUAAAUACCAGAAAGCAGAGCAUAAUCAUGUAACGCUCUGGUCCUGUUUAAAAUACUCAAUGUUAAGAGGGAGUUAAGAACUUUCCUUUGAGUAAUUUAUUACAUUUUACCCAUGUUUUUCGUACUACGUAUACAGUAAAAUAUGUAUUUUUGUAAUCAAAUUGGCUCUCCCUUGUACACUUGAUGCAAAUGUUUUAGUCAAAGCUUUUUCAAUAAUAAACUUAUGUAGAACCUCAGGUGGUAGGGGUGUAAUGGUACACAAAAUUCACAGUUCGUUAUGUACCUUGUCUUUGGGGUCAUGGUUCGGUACAUUUUAAUAGUAGUGUUGCACUCGGUCGGUUAUGGGUCUCUCAUUUGUCAUUCUGACUAUAGCUAAGCUGGCUGGCAUACAUCCAUGAGCAUGCUACAGCGCAUUCUUUUUUUCCCCCCUAUUCAUAUUUUGCAAAGACCUGCCCCAACUCUGUUUCUGAUUGGCUCUCACUCUGAUUCUAACCCUAACUAUCUCAUCUACCUACCUACUACUUCAUGCCUAAACCCAACCAACAAAGGCAUCGAGUACUAGCCAAUCAGUGGCAGAGUAGGGCGGGUCGUUUCGAAUUGUGUGUGGGAGGGAAAAUAAGGCUGCUACAGCUAAGUGGUGCGCUGCCAAAACAUUCUGGGUGGAACUCGCACUCUAGAAUUAUUGUUCCACACAUUGGAGUAAGUGGAUUAUUGAACUUUUUUUGACAGUAAUUGUUUGGGACACGGAGCGAACCAAGCUGAGGAAAGUCACAUAGCGAACCGAAAAUCCAGUACAGAACGGUUUGGGACAAAUACACGUACCGUUACACCCCUGUCAGGUGGUGAUCAUAUUGACAACCCAGAAAAAGUGCUAACGCACAGUAAGUUCCUGUUAAACAGUAUAAACACAUUAAACCCUUCACACAAUACAAAGAAUAACACAUUUAGAAGUAAGAUGCAGCCCAGCUUUUUGACAUGAUGCAUAGUAUAGAGACAAUUUGAUAAUGAGUUUUUUUUCCCAUGCUAGUUUAUAGUCCCAAACAAUUCUCAUAUUUUCAUUGCUUAAGUCAGGUCACCACCUAAUUGUUCUGGACCUUGAUUUUCACACCAGCUGUUUCUGAAUGAAAAUAAAAUUUCAGAGUGGAUCUGUGUUUAAAAUGUCCAUUUUCACUUCCCCCUCACCAUAGUCAUUCAUUAAUGAGUUAAAUGUUGUUGUUGUGAUAUAGGUUAGUGGUUGAACUUUUUCUAUGUUCAGUAUUUUGCAAUUGUACAGUGAGUGCAUUCUUAAUAAAAUGUGUUCAAUCAA
Thunnus maccoyii (southern bluefin tuna) is the source of this 2855-nucleotide messenger RNA. It is a transcript of the gene rbbp4, whose product is annotated as retinoblastoma binding protein 4. The record is from RefSeq and is a predicted model, not a curated record. NCBI's taxonomy places the organism in Eukaryota, Metazoa, Chordata, Actinopteri, Scombriformes, Scombridae. Gene Ontology annotation, molecular function: histone binding. Gene Ontology annotation, biological process: regulation of gene expression. The coding region runs from base 135 to 1412 and encodes 425 amino acids. The transcript is spliced from 12 exons. Gene Ontology annotation, cellular component: nucleus; NuRD complex; ESC/E(Z) complex.